This is a messenger RNA of Topomyia yanbarensis, 748 nucleotides long. RefSeq lists its product as uncharacterized. The transcript has a single exon. Bases 416 to 748 code for a protein of 110 amino acids. Lineage: Eukaryota; Metazoa; Arthropoda; Insecta; Diptera; Culicidae. The record is from RefSeq and is a predicted model, not a curated record.
AGCGGAUAGUGGCUGGCAGGGCUAGUGGUACUAGUUUUUCUUUUGUUUUUGUUUUUCUGAUCUGCAAAGGUUUUCGGUGCUCGGUGCUUCUCGCUGCCAACGGAGAUAACAUUCCAGCGAGAGACCUCCGCCAGAUGAAGAGGAAAGAGUCGGAUCGCAAAUGACGACCACCAAGGCGCGGAUCUAUCUGCGGUUUACAUAGCGGCGCGUUCGUGUGGUAGUGGACCGUAGCAGCAUUUUUGGGCUCACACGAACGACUUCAAUGCGCACUUGCAUCUGGAAGACGAAACUCGAAAAAACCGAUCGCAAUAUUCUGCCAUAGCAUCCAAAUACGCGGCGGUGGUGUGUUGCAUAAGAUUCAGCUCGGUGUCUGGUUGGUGUUUGUUUUAUUGCUGCUCAAAAGUGUGUGACGAAAAUGUCCUACCAGUGUAAGAAUUGUGAACGCGAGAAGGAUCAGAACAACAACUAUGUGAAUGCGACCUACGCGGCCAACGCGAACGGAACUCGUGGCAGUCGGGCCAGUUCCGCGCGAUCCGGAGUCGACCAGAGACUGCCCAGAAAUACCAGCGGUGGCCUGAACAACGAGGCCACUGCCGGUGGUGGCACACCGCAGGGGACCGGUUCCGGAAGUGGUGCCACCCAGGUGACGGCCAAAGUGAUGUGGGGCAGCGUCGGAGCGAUCAAAGAACUUCGCGAGAAAGAACAAGCCGAACGAAAUCAGGUCACCAGGGCCGGGCGUCGGCAGUAG